AGGGCUCCUGCUGCUCCCUUCUCGUAUGACUCCCCGCCUGGAUUUAUAGCCAGUGGAAUAUCAUGGACUGAAGAAAUUCACCCUCCGGUUUUUGCCUUCUCAAUUUUCCCUUUUUUUUUUAAAGGAAAGCUCUCUUUUUUUUUUAAUGAUAACAUUUUGCUUUUUUUUUUUUUCCUUUUUAACCUUUUUUGAAAAUAAAAAUUGAGUCGCCUCAUCUCGUGAGAAGAUGGGGAGGAAAAAGAUCCAGAUCCAGAGGAUUACGGAUGAAAGGAACCGGCAGGUGACCUUCACCAAGCGGAAGUUUGGGCUGAUGAAGAAGGCCUACGAGCUGAGCGUCCUGUGCGACUGCGAGAUCGCCCUCAUCAUCUUCAACCACUCCAACAAGCUCUUCCAGUACGCCAGCACAGACAUGGACAAGGUCCUGCUCAAGUACACCGAGUACAACGAGCCCCACGAGAGCCGGACCAACGCGGACAUCAUCGAGGUGGGUGCCCUGUCCUGGCCCCGGAAGGGGGUCCCGCUCCUGGCUCACCCUCCGUGCCAGAGGCCGGCUGCAGAGCCCGGCCCGGCGCUGAACAAGAAGCAUAGAGAGGGUUUGAGCCCCGACGGGGAGGACGUCUUCGCCCUGACGCCCCAGACUGAAGAAAAGUAUAAAAAGAUUGAUGAGGAGUUUGAUAAAAUGAUGCAGACUUACAGGCUCACAUCCUCCGUUCCUGCUCCCAACUUUGCCAUGCCUGUGACGGUGCCAGUGAGCAACCAGAGCGCCCUGCCCUUCAGUAGCCCCGGGGGCUCCCUAGUGACCCCGUCGUUAGUGACCUCCUCCUUGACCGACCCUCGAUUGCUGUCCCCGCAGCAGCAGCCGGCCCUCCAGCGCAACACGGUCUCCCCGGCACUCCCGCAGCGGCCGGCCAGUGCAGGAGAGAGCCCUGGGCAUCCCCGGAGCUUGCCCUACAUUGUGCAAACAGAUAGCAGCCACUGA
Molecule: messenger RNA, 979 nt
Organism: Thamnophis sirtalis
Lineage: Eukaryota; Metazoa; Chordata; Lepidosauria; Squamata; Natricidae
Source: RefSeq, a predicted model, not a curated record